GGGGGUGAUUCCGGAAUGUUUCCUUUCUGUCAGGGCGCGGAGAUUUCCUUUCGGUCCCAAUAAGUGAACCGAAUGAUGCUCUUUAUUUUUUUCCCCCCCAUUGAAUUAAGUGAAACGGGAGCUCCGGGAAUGCUGUAAUAAAAGGAAUUGCGUUUGUUCGGGCGGCAGUUGAUAAUUUAAUGAUAUCCUUCGCUGUAUUGAAGGUGGAGAACGUGAAGUUGCUGGAUCGCUACGCCAACAGGAAGGCGGCGAGCGGGACCUUGUACCUGACAGCCACGCACCUCAUCUACGUGGAUGCCUCUGCUGAAGUCAGGAAGGAGACAUGGAUCCUGCACCACCACAUCUCCAGCGUGGAGAAGCUGCCCCUGACCACGGCUGGGUACCCCCUGCUCAUCCACUGCAAGAACUUCCACGUGGCUCACUUUGUGAUUGGGCAGGAGAGGGACUGCCACGACGUGUUCACCUCCCUGCUCAAGCUCUCCCAGCCAGUGAAACCUGAAGAACUUUAUGCUUUCUCUUACAAUCCUAAAAUGUCCAAAGAGAACCGGGAAAUGGGAUGGAAGCUGAUUGAUUUGAGACUGGAUUACCAGCGCAUGGGAAUUCCCAACGACUCCUGGGAAAUUACAGAUAUUAAUAAGGACUAUGAGGUUUGCAGCACGUACCCUCCUGAGAUCGUGGUGCCUCGAGCUGCCACCAAGGCCGUGGUGAUGGGAAGUUCAAGGUUCAGGAGCCGAGGGCGGAUUCCGGUGCUUUCUUACUUAUACAAGGAAAACAAUGCCGCCCUGUGCCGCUGCAGCCAGCCCCUGGCCGGGUUCAGCGCGCGCUGCCUGGAGGACGAGCAGAUGCUCCAGGCCAUCCGACAGGCCAACCCCGGCUGCCCCUUCAUGUAUGUUGUAGACACGAGGCCAAAGUUGAACGCCAUGGCCAACAGAGCUGCUGGGAAGGGCUAUGAGAAUGAGGAUAAUUAUGAAAACAUUCGUUUUAAAUUCAUUGGCAUAGAGAACAUCCAUGUGAUGAGGAGCAGCCUGCAGAAACUGCUGGAAGACAGGAUAUUGCUGCAAGCGCUUAAAAAUUUCGGAGAGAUAACGAGGAGGUGCAGGGGAGGCUGUUUUGAUUCUCUGUGUCUGCUCCCAGUGUGUGAGAUGAAGUCUCCCUCCAUGAGCGAUUUCCUGACGGGGCUGGAGAACUCGGGCUGGUUACGGCACAUCAAGGCUGUGAUGGAUGCCAGUGUUUUCCUGGCCAAGGCUGUGAAGGAGGAGAGGGCCAGCGUGCUGGUGCACUGCUCCGACGGCUGGGACCGCACGGCCCAGGUCUGCUCCCUGGCCAGCCUCCUCCUGGACCCCUUCUACAGGACCUUCAAGGGCUUCAUGGUCCUGAUAGAAAAGGAGUGGAUUGCAAUGGGCCACAAGUUCUCACACAGGUGUGGCCACCUGGAUGGGGACCCCAAAGAGGUGUCCCCUGUGUUCACACAGUUUGUGGAGUGCGUGUGGCAGCUGAUGCAGCAGUUCCCCUGCUCCUUCGAGUUCAGCGAGCGCUUCCUGCUGGAGAUCCAUGACCACGUUUAUUCCUGCCAGUUUGGCAACUUCCUGGGCACCUGCCACAAGGAGAGGGAGGAGCUCAGAAUAUUUGAGAAGACCCAUUCCCUGUGGCCUUUCCUCUUGCAGAGGAAGCAGGAGUUGAGAAAUCCUUUGUACAGAGGGUUUACAGCUUACAAAGAGCUUCAACCAAACACUCUACCUUUCAGUUUCCAGUUCUGGUGUGGGAUGUACAACCGCUUUGACAAGGGCAUGCACCCCAAGCAGAGUGUGCUGGAUCAGCUGCUGAGCUGCCUGAGCCAGAAGGUGACACUGGAGGACGACGCAUCCGACCUGGAAAACAAACUCCCGAUCCUGGACGGCCCCUUGCCCAGCGAAGGCUGCACCUCACCCAAGGCAGGAGCUGCUGCUGCCAAAGCCCCAACCCCUCGUCAGGACUGUGCAGAGGGAGCAGCCCCUGUGCUGAGCAAUGGCCCCUCCCUGGGGCACCAGAAGCACAAGGAGAGCGCAGCCCAGCCCCGGGGUCUUGGAGCCUCCAGGGAGGAUGGGCAGGCUCAGCACCAGGGAUGAGCUCUGGGAGCUGCUGGGAGAAGCUCUGGGGAGCUGGUGCAGCCCCCAUUUGCAGCUGAGUGUGAGUAGGGGCGUGCAGGGCUGGGGGAGCAGCUGCUGGGGAACACCUCCUGCAGCUCAGGUGAUGCAGAGCUCCAGGAGCCUGCCUGGCAUUCCUGGGAACUUGGCUUUCAGUGGGAACACGUGCAUUUCUGAGGGUUAGGACAGCCUGCCAGUGCUGCUGUUUGAGGCUGGAAGAAAUCCUGCCAAUUCCAUGAGGAGCUGGGCAGUAACUGCAGGAGGAAGGAUGCAGAUCUCUCUGUUCUCAGUGGUGGUCCAAGGCCAUCUUAAAACGAGAAAAAAAAAAUUUCAAUCCGUCUUCAAAUGAUAAAAAUCCCCCAACCUUUCUUAGCUGUGAAUGACUCUCUGCAUGGACCCUUGCCUUGUAGCAGAACUGAUUCAUGUUUUGUUUCCUAUGCAUAUUUGUUACACAAAACCAAACCCCCUGUGCCUUCUCUGAGACUGUGUCCGUGUCCAGCCAGGCCGUUGCUGGUUUUGUGUCGGAGUUUGCAGUGUGGUGUUGGCUCCUGUCUGUAGUCAGUGUUUGUGAGGAGGUUUCCUUCUGCUGCAGCUUCUCCGGGGUUUUUGCUGAUCCUCUGAGUUGAGCGGCUUCUUUCCAAGCUGACCUCUUGAAGAAUCCACUUUUAUGGACCUCCUUAAUUGGUGGGAGUGCAGCAAGCCCCAGAGCCAGCCUGUAACACGUGGAUUGGUGAGAAGAGGGAGGAUUGGGAAUGAGGAAAGACAGGAGAACAUUUAUGUGGAACUUUUCUCUCUUAUUUUAUGAUCUUGGUUAAAGCGAAGCAAGAGAGUAACUCUGUUCUGAGCUGUAAUCAUCGAUGAGGCAGCAAUUACAGGUGGGGUUUGUUCUGGUAUUGAAACGGGGCCUAAAAUGAUGGAAUCACUUGCUGAUUCUAGGGAAUGUUCAAAUUCGGGGAACUUCAGUGAUGUUUUGUCUGUCUCAUGAACAGUAUCUCUCAUGGCAAUGAAUUUGGGAAGAAACAGAAGAAACUAGGACUUCUCUCCCCAGGGAUUGGGUGUCACAAAUCAGAGUUUGAAGGUCACCCAAAGAAUCCUUGGGAAGAGGCAUCAGCAAAAGCAGGUUUGAUAUAAAGAAGUGUGACCAAAUUCAUUGGCAAAGUUCACUCUGUUACUUAUUAAAUGGUUAAAGCACACAGAGAAAAACUAAAAUAGCAAAUCAAGCAAACUAAAACUAAAAUCAACCAGCGUGGAGGCUGGGGAUGGAAAAGGGUCAGGAUGAAAGGGAAUGAGGGAGAUUUUCCUGUUGAGUCCUAAGGUUCAGAGUGGAGCAUCCUGCCAGACUGAGCCCUGGAAUUAUCAACAGUUCAGGCCUAAAGGUGUCCUGGGAUCAGAGAAUCAGUAGCAGCAUUUGAACUCAGCAGCAGAGAAUCAGCAGGAAAGGAAGUGAACAAGAGGUUUAUGUAGAAUUUCCUAUAAGCACAACAGGAGCUCCCUUAGAGGCUGAACUCACAAAUCCAAAUACUCCAGGAUGCAGGAGGGCAGCAUUCCCUGUGCUUUGGCUCUGGCACAGCCCCAAGGACCAGGUCCAGGUGUAUCCCUGGGAAAAAUUCCCUUUGAAUUCCCUGUUUGUAGAGAGUUGGUUUUAUCAGAGUCACUUUCCAGCCUGGCUGCAAUUUGGGUCAGCAUCUUCCUUUGAAAGGUCAACAACAAAAAUGUUCCACUUGGGUUGUUAUUCAGGCAGGAAAAAUCAGAUUCCAGGGCUGUUGGCUAAACCCAGGAGUUUGUACUCCUGCCCUGGGAGCAGCCAGUGUUCCUGGUAAGCUCAGGGCGCUGCUUAUCAAGGCCAGGGCCUGAGGACAGUUCUGAGAUCGUGGUGUGGCCUUGGGGGCUUGGAGGAUUCCCCCUCCCCAGGAAAGCUGUGCCACUGUCCUUGUCCUGUGCUGAAUUGCACAGAGUCCCCCGGUGCAGCUUUAUUCAGGAUGCUGCUCUGCUCUCUUUCCAAGCUGUUCUUUCAAUUAGGUGCUGCCAUUAAGUUUGCUAAUCACUUUUUCUCUUUUAUAAAAAGCCCGGGAGCCAACUGAAAAUACUUGGGCCUUUCCAAUCUCCAGUGAAAGUAGAAACAUUCCACUGUAACAACAGAAAGCGGAAUAACUGUGCUCAUGUGCUUUUAACCCAUGGUAAAAUCACUGGGUAGAGCCAAGUGUCCAAAAACUAACCAAAACCCCCCUGAGUGGCUCAUUCUGGGGAGGAAAAUAUCUAUUUUAUAAAGCAUGUGAAAGAUCUGAGGAAAAAGAGAGCACAGAAUUUCUCCACUGCCUGGAACGGCAAAGAGGAGGUUUUUACUCUUGAGGGUUUGUCAGACUUAAAUAAAGUUGUUGUCAAGGAAGGAGUGAGAGCUACAAGAGUGAUUGAUUAAAAAUUAAACCCUGGGAAUCCUCACCCAGGUGAGACUGAUGGAUCAGCCUUGUCUUUCCAGGGGGUAAUGGGCAACAUCCAUCCCCAAAUCUGAGAGAAACUGGGACAUGAAACCAAGACAGGCACUUUUUAGGACCAGUUAUUCUAUGGAUCAUCAGUUCUUUGAAUAUCUUUAAUAAAUUCUCCAAUUUUCAUUAGAGAUCUGAAACUAGACAGGAUCUUGAUUGACUACUGAAGGAUUUAAAGAUGGCUAAUUAUUGGUUAAUUACUGUACAAAUCCAGCUUGCAGAAGGCUCCUGAGAAUGUUUGUACGUUGCUUUGUGUUUGGAAUUGCUAUUGGAGGAGUUUCAUGAUCUUUCCUUGUUUCUAAAUGUCUCCCCAAAACUCCAAUGUUACCACAAGUGUCUGCAACCACCAGCAGGUUGCUCAGUGUUGUAAGCUUGGAGUAAUACUGCUGCUUUUAACUCCAGUGGCAAAACAGAGCCAAACCCAAAAAUUAAUGUCUCUUAAACCCCUUGAGUUUUGUGUGUACAGGCUGCAGUGUAUUAAAAGUGUUUUAUGCUGAUGCUGGAAUUUAGGAGCUGGAAAAGAUUCCAGGGAUUCCUCUCUUUCCACGAGCUCAUGGUUUGACAGCCAAUGAAGGCGGAGUUUUUUGGUUUUGGUGGCAACUCUGGGCUGUUGGAGGAGCAGAAAUGAGGAGCUGUUCAGAGCCCUGCAGUGCCCUGAGCUCAGGUGGGAUCUGCUGAACCCCAGGAGAGCUGUUCCCUGCUCCUGGAGAGCCCUGCCCGCAUUCUCUGCUCGCUGGAAGUGUGGAAGGAAUGGAGAAGCUGUUCCUACAACUGGGAAUCUGCUGCUGCUGGGGAAAGUUUCUGCAACUGAUUUAUUCCUAGGGGAGCACCCAUGCUCUGUGAGGUCAGCAAUCCUGCCUUUAUUCCAGCAGUGCAGUUGUCUCCAUGUGGAUUCCUGUGACUGGGAGAGCUGGGAGGGAAGAGGAGGCUGAUUUGCUGCAGAUGAUCUCUGUGUAAAACUCUCUCUUUUCUGGAGCCGCUCCUGCUUCACCAGGACAUUCCGUGGCUUCACCAGGACAUUCCAUGGCUUCACCAGGACAUUCCAUGGCUUCCUACCUGUUCCCAGCAUCUCCUGUGCUAGAACCAGGUGUAACCUUGUAGUGGGCCAGUGCCUGUCCCACUCUGAAGCACAAGAGGGAUUCGUGGAGCUUCAUUUGAAAUGUCUUUAAUGUGAACUUUGUUCAUAAACUGGGGUUUUCUUUUGCAGUUGUCAGCUGUGGGAGAGAAAAUCCAACUGGUGCUCUUUGCAGGGAAGAAGUGGGAACAAUUGGUUUGUGCAUUGUUUUAGUUCUCCAUGGCCUCUGUAGGGGUGAGGAAAAGCAGUUUGUGAAAGCUUUUUCACUCUGGGUCUGUUCCUGUGCUUAGCGAUUGCCUUUCCAAGUUAACGCCUUGGAAUGAAAAUCCACCUGCUCUGAUGCAGAGCCAUCCUGACUGGGCUGGAGGAGAUGGGCUUGGAGGGAGCUGGGAAGCUCCCCCAGUCCUGCAGAGUGGGAUUUGGAUCUCCAGUGGGAAUGCUGGUGUGGAGCAGAGCCGUGGCUGCUGUUCCCAUCACCUCUGGAAGCAGAGAGCUCUCAGAGGUGCUCCCAAAGCUGAGGCACCCCCAGGAAAAGCCUUGGAAAGGGAAGAGCUCCUGUUCCAGGCUCUUUCAGCUCCUGGCAGGCCUGGCCUUGGGCAGCCUCAGAGCCCAGAGGGAUUUCCUGGCACGAUGCAGUGCUGGAUAUCCAGGAGCACCCAGGAGAAUUCCAAAUGUUUUCCUCUCCUCCCCAACCCUCUGCUCCGUGCUGGGGUUGUUUUUAUAGGGACCUCUCCCAGCUACUCCUGGUUUCCAUCCCUCCCUCAUGCACAUCCAGGUGUUCCCUGGGGGAGGAACCUGCUCUGAAUGUCCUAUUUGUGUUUUAAUUAUCACCCAGCACUUAGUCAUUAGCUGAGGAAGCAGGGAAUGGUAAAAGCCUUGCCUGGGACCAGGCAGCCAGGUGGGCCAUUCGUUAGGGCAGGUUUGCUAAUGACAUUAAUGAAUGUGUCCCCCUGGGAGCUGCAGGGACAGGGUUAGGGGGUUGUUUUUCUAUCACCUCGAUAUUUCUCUGUUUAAUGUAGCAGGAACUACUGCAGCAGCUCAGCACCGGGUCCCAUCCUCCAGCUGGAUUUCCCUUGGCAUCCCCAACCUGAUCCUUGUAGGAAUGUCCCUAAACCCGUGUGUGGUGCUGGCUGGGAAUGUCCCUGUUGCUGUUUGUGUCUGUGUCACUGCUGAGGGGUUUUGGGGGGGAUGAGCCCCCGUUUGUGCCCCGAGGGCUCUGUGGGGCGCUUGAGUUCCUGCACUGCUUGAAGCUGAUCUUGUCUAGAGGAGAAUUGUGACUUUUCUCUCUGUUUGUCCCAUGGAGUCUCUCUUGGAUUGCAGGUAUUUUUAUUCCCUACAGAAAUAAACACUUUGCCUUUUUAAA
Molecule: messenger RNA, 7044 nt
Organism: Hirundo rustica (Barn swallow)
Lineage: Eukaryota; Metazoa; Chordata; Aves; Passeriformes; Hirundinidae
Gene: MTMR8
Product: myotubularin related protein 8
Exons: 14
Coding region: 180-2105 (641 amino acids)
Biological process (GO): negative regulation of autophagy; dephosphorylation
Cellular component (GO): nuclear envelope
Molecular function (GO): phosphatidylinositol-3,5-bisphosphate phosphatase activity
Source: RefSeq, a predicted model, not a curated record